Molecule: messenger RNA, 3488 nt
Organism: Varanus komodoensis (Komodo dragon)
Lineage: Eukaryota; Metazoa; Chordata; Lepidosauria; Squamata; Varanidae
Gene: ANO8
Product: anoctamin 8
Exons: 17
Coding region: 238-3468 (1076 amino acids)
Biological process (GO): chloride transmembrane transport
Cellular component (GO): plasma membrane
Molecular function (GO): chloride channel activity
Source: RefSeq, a predicted model, not a curated record
GGGAGGACCAUCCGGGACAGGUGGCUCACCUGGGCAGGAAAGGGACCUUUGUGGGCACGGGCCCAGAGGGUGCCCGGUGCCUCCCAGCGCCGCCCGCCCGCCCCUCAAGCUUGCCCCGGCUGCCGCGAGGCGCCCCGGCGGCUUCCCGGGCUUGGAUGAGCUGGCCGCAUCCUGCCCCUGCCGCAGUGCAAUGCUCUCUUUGUGGCCCAGCCCUCAACCUUGAGCGAAGGAGCCACCAUGCCGGAGACGGGCACCGGACUGGAGAACGGGCGGCGGGAGAAGCGGGGCACGGUGGACGGGGAGACGGCCGCGCCGGCUUCGACCGGGGUCCUGGAUAAACUCUUUGGGAAGCGACUUCUCCAAGCCGGGCGCUACAUCAUGUCCCACAAAUCAUGGAUGAAGACAGUGCCCACGGAAAAUUGCGACGUGCUGAUGACUCUGCCAGACACGACCGACGACCACACGCUCCUGUGGCUGCUGAACCACAUCCGCCUCGGCAUCCCGGAGCUGAUCAUCCAGAUACGGCAGCACAAGCACACCCGCGCCUACGCCUUCUUCGUCACGGCCACGUACGAGAGUUUGCUCCGGGGGGCAGACGAGCUCAGCUUGCGGAAGCCGGUGAAGGCGGAAUUCGGGGGUGGCAUGCGCAGCUUUUCUUGUGAGGAAGAUUACAUCUAUGAGAACAUAGAAAACGAGCUCUAUUUUUUCACUUCUCAGGAACGCCAGAACGUCAUCAGGUAUUGGUUGGAGAACCUGCGUGCCAAGCAGGGCGAGGUGCUGCACAACAUCCACUUCCUGGAAGGGCAGCCAAUCAUCCCCGAGUUGGCAGCUCGCGGAAUCCUGCAACAGGUCUUUCCCAUCCACGAGCAGCGGAUCCUCAACCGGCUCAUGAAGUCUUGGGUACAAGCCAUCUGCGAACCUCAGCCUUUGGAUGAAAUUUGUGACUAUUUUGGUGUGAAGAUCGCCAUGUAUUUCGCGUGGCUGGGCUUCUACACCUCGGCCAUGGUCUACCCGGCCGUCUUCGGCUCCCUUCUCUACUUCUUCACGGAGAACGAUCAGACCAGCCGGGACAUCUGCUGUGUGGUCUUCGCCCUCUUCAACGUGAUCUGGUCCACGCUGUUCCUGGAGGAGUGGAAGCGGCGGGGCGCCGAAUUCGCCUACAAGUGGGGAACGUUGGACACGCCCGCAGAGUCCAUCGAGGAGCCACGGCCGCAGUUCCGGGGGGUGAAGCGGGUCAGCCCGGUCACCAACGCGGAGGAGUUCUUCUACCCCCCGUGGAAGCGGCUGCUCUUCCAGUGCCUGGUGAGCCUGCCCGUCUGCGUUUUCUGCCUCUCCUUCGUUUUCCUCGCCAUGCUGGGCUGCUUCGAACUGCAGGAGUUCGUGAUGAGCAUCAAGGAGCUGCCGCGUGUGGUGCGGUUCCUGCCCAAGAUCGUGCUGGCCGUCAUCGUCACCGCCUGCGACGAGCUCUACAAGAAGAUCGCCUACUGGCUGAACGACAUGGAAAAUUACCGCUUGCAGAGUGCCUACGAGAAACACCUCAUCAUUAAAAUGGUGUUGUUCCAAUUUGUAAAUUCAUACCUAAGUCUUUUCUACAUUGGAUUCUACCUCAAGGACAUGGAACGUCUCAAAGAGAUGCUCGCCACCCUCCUCAUCACGCGCCAGUUCCUGCAGAACGUCAAGGAGGUCUCACAGCCCCACCUGUACAGCAAGUUCAAGCGCGGCGACCUGAGCGUGCAGAACCUGCGGAGCGUGGCCCACACGCUGCUCCGGCUGCUGACCCAGAAGUACUCGGCCGCCAAGGGUCACGGCGGCCACGAGCCCCGGCUGCGCCGGCCAGGCGGCCCGCCGGCGGGCUACGAGCCGGCCCCGGCAGAGGCACGCAAGGGGGAGAAGUGCCUCAACGGAGGCUGCGGGGUGCCGGAGGAGGAGGAGGAGGAGCGGAGGGACUCCGAGGACGAGGGCGCCAUCGACUGCGGGCUGAAGCUGAAGAAGGUGAGCUUCAUCGAGAAGGGCGGCCACAAGCCGGGCGAGCUCAGCCUGGAGGAGGUGAGCUUCCUGGAGGAGGGCAGCCCCACCAUGGUGGAGAAGGGGGCGGACCCCACCUCCGUCUUCGAGCUGUGCGAGGAUGACGAUGAGGGCGAGGGGGCCCCUGGGAGCCCCCUCAAGGGGCCGCCGGAGGCCAAGGACCCUGCCGUGGUCCUGCGUGCCCGGCGGCCGAGGGCCAGCAGGAACCCCGUGGAGGGCGAGGAGGAGGAGGAGGAAGAGGAGGAGGAGGAGGACCAGAAGGCCUCGAGGAGCUCCUGGAUCGACCCGCCGGAGGAGAACUACACCACGCACCUCGCCCAGGCCGAGGUGGAGAGUUGCAUGAAGAAAUACGAGGACACCUUCCAGGACUACCAGGAGAUGUUCAUCCAGUUCGGGUACGUGGUGCUCUUCUCCUCGGCCUUCCCGCUGGCCGCGCUGUGUGCCCUGAUCAACAACGUCAUCGAGAUCCGGAGCGACGCCUUCAAGCUGUGCACGGGGCUCCAGCGCCCCUUUGGCCAGCGGGUGGAGAGCAUCGGGGAGUGGCAGAAGGUGAUGGAGGCGAUGGGGGUGCUCGCCAUCGUGGUGAAUUGCUACCUGAUCGGCCAGUGCGGACAGCUCCAGCGCCUUUUCCCGUGGCUGAGCCCCGAAGGGGCUGUAAUAUCUGUCGUGGUUUUGGAGCAUUUUGCCCUUUUGCUCAAAUACAUCAUCCAAGUGGCAGUGCCCGACAUCCCGGCCUGGGUGGCGGAGGAGAUGGCCAAACUCGAGUACCAGCGGCGGGAGGCCUUCAAGAAGCAUGAGCGGCAGGCCCAGCUCCGCUUCCAGCAGCAGCAGCGCCGCAAGCGGGAGGAGGAGGAGCGCCAGCGCCACGCCGAGUACCACGCCCGCAAGGAGCGCGAGGCCGGCCGCGAGGAAGGCAAGCCGGAGGCCGGGGGGGCGGAGGCCGGCCCCGAGAAGAGCCAGGGCAAGGGCAAGGGCGCGGGCCACGGGCCCGAGAAGCCCAAGCGGCCCAGCUCGCUCCUGGCCACCAACAACGUCAUCAAGCUGAAGCAGAUCAUUCCCCUGCAGGGGAAGUUCCUCUCGGGGGGCACGGGCGGCACGGGGACGGCCCGCUCCCCGCAGUCCCCCACCAGCACGGACAACAAGCUGCCCGGCUUCCUGAGCUUCAAGUUCCUGAAGUCCCCGGAGACGAAGCGGGAGCCCCCCCCCGAGAAGGUGCAGUCCCCCACCAAGCCGUUCAACCCCAGCAAACUGUUCCACUUCAGCAAGUCGGAGGGUGGCGCCGCGAUCCUGGCGCAGCCCCGGGCCGGCCCCUCGGCGGAGGCGGGCGAGCGGCCCCCGUCCGGCAGGUCCCACCUCAACGGGCUGCCGGACGAGGAGGCGCCCGAGGAGCCGGAGAUCCGACCGGUGGAGGAGGAGGACGGGGGGGCGAGCCACAAGCUCUGACCCCCCGCGUGGGGGCGAGG